AGUUCGUCGAUGCGAGCGAGUGUUUAGAAACACGUUGUGUUUACCGUGCGGUUUACAGAUACGCGGCUCGUCCCAUUGGUUAUAUUUAACGUGCGAGUACGAGUCCAGCCCGACUUAUCGAAGUUCGCUUCAAAGAUUUCACAAUACCGCGGAACAACGGGCCGGAUUUUUCGUGCAAUAUCCAUCGACGAGGAUAACCAAGAAGGCUGUGAGCGACGAGUAAUAAUAUAAAGCUAGAAAUGUUGCUGACUUAAAUACUCGUCGAAAGUACCGCACGAUCCGACCGGACGAUAUUCAAAUAUUAUUGGAGCCACGGACGAAGCGUACGUCAAACCUCAAGGGCUGAGCACCGCUGUUUUUUCCCGUGUUUUCCUCUCCCCGAUGACAGAGUCUCGAAAGCUAAACAAUCUUUAUCGACGAAGCGCGAAAAUAAUUCGGCUCGCGUCCCUCCUCGUCGUUGUCGACUCAAUGAAAUAAAGUUUAACGGUGCAUCGUGAAGAAGCAUAUACAAUCGAUGUCAUACAAUCUGCCCAUGAAAUGCAAGGUCAAGCGCGUGCGUUGCGUGCCGCGUGCUUACAUGAGGUCCCGAGGCUCUCUUGCAGAACGCCGAGCGGCGACUGAUCGUCGCAGCUACUGAGAUCGUCCCGCGACACGUCGAGGGCACCAUUGUCGGAAAGAGACGGAGUCUGACCGGUGGGCUUUGCCGAGGGUAGAGAGAGAAACGCGCUCGCUAGAGAUACCAGACAUCGUGGGAGACCUCGCAAUCAGAAAAUACGACACUGUUAAGCAGUUGGGUCGACGUAAACACGCACACACACACACGCCCCACGUGUGCGCGUGUGUGUGUGUAGGCGGGUGUACGCGCGCGUGGCUAUCGCUCUUGGAAGGUGUUUCGAAGCCGAAAGAAGAAUUGCGGAUUAGAAGAAAAAGAUUUUCGAGCCAAGUCAUCCCGUGGGAGAAGCUAGCGAAAUUUAUCGUCGCGGGCCCGAGGAAGAAUCGACGACGAGAUGAUCGGAACGUGACAGCCACGUGGCGAACGGCCUCCGAGGUGGAUAUCGCACGGGAACGAGGCUUUUUAACGGAGUAAUUGAAUUAAUGAAAAUCGUCAAGUACAAUCGCGAAGGAAUAGGCGGAUAAUCGUGUGUGCGAAUGUGGCACGACUCAAUGUUUGUGUUAAAUGACAUAAAAAGUGGUUGAAACUGGAAUUUAGGCUAGUGAGUGCACGCGAGUGUGACAGUGUAGAGAUUGAAUCUUGUGCAAUAUACGUAAUUGAUAAAUAUACCUCAGGAUUAUAAGUGUGCUGUUAUAAUACGUCCAUUUACGAUGGAUUGAAACCAAAUAUUUGUUCUCGUUUAUUCGUACGAAGCUAUUGGAUUAAAGUGGUCGUGGGUGGUGGUGGUGGUGGUGGGACGCGUCAAGUGAGACAAAAAUUAGUGCUAGUGCAGUGCGAAGAAAGAAACAAAUAAUAGUUAAAAGUGAGAAAAAUCGUGGCGGAGGACUGCUCGGUGUCGAGGCGUCUCUCGAGGUCACGGUUAAACUGAGAGAAACUAAAGGGGAAUACGGGAUAAGGUCCGAAGGGAGGAAUCGAGCAAGACAUUCGUAUACACGCCGCAGAGUCUUUCGGAAGAAUCGGCACGGGGGCGUCGUGGAGGGGGGAGUGAUGCCGGUAAGGGUGGCGCAGCGCCCCCCAGGUGGAAUUCUCCACUCCGGCCCGGUACCGGUUGCGGGAGGCGCAGGUCCGUUGGGUGGCGGAGGCCCGGGCCGUUGCCUCGGUGGCUCCUCGGUGGCAUCGCCACCACUGCCACCGUCCCUCAGCAGCCUCGGAUUACCACCGAAUACGAACAGCAACAAUAACAACAAUAGCAGCACCGCCAACAACAAUAACAUCAGCAACAGCGGUAACGGGAACAACGGUCAUCAUCCCGGUAAUCAUAGCAACGCCCAGCACCAUCAUCUUCAUCAUCAUCACCAUCAUCACGGGCUCAACAGCAGCGGCGGUGGCGGCGGCGGUGGCAGCGGCGGCGGCGGCGCCGGCGGCGGUAACACCGGAUCGGGCAACGGCAAUCUCAACAGCGGGUUAAUAGUUAACAGCGGGAACAAUAUAAACAACAUAAACAACGUGGUUGGAGGCGUCGGCGUGACCGGGCCAAACGCGCAAAAUCCACUGCAGGCGAUGGCCUCGGCGGCGGCGUCGCUGACUCAACUGAACAACAUGGCGAACGGCCCAUUACCGCCGCUCAACAGCGGUCCCAGCGGCCCGAAUCUACCGCCUCCUCAACCGGCCACGACCCCGACUCACGGCGGCCCGCCUACGCCCCACGGUCCUGGCGGCGGUGCACCCAGUGUCGGCGGAUCGGUCGGCCCCGGCGGCGGUCUCACCGGAGGACCCGGCCCCCAUCUCAACGGCGCUUCUCCCAGUCCCCAUUCGAUGCCCUCUCACGCCAUGAUGACCGGCUCACCGCAUGCCUCGCAUGCCUCCCAUGCCGCCCACCCCGCUCACAUGGGAGCCGGGGCCCCCGGUACCGGCGGACCCUCGCCGCACUCCCAUCACCCGGGCUCCCACAUGGUCGGCUCACCCCAUCAACCCGGACCGCACAUGCCUCCUGGCGGUAUGAUGGGACCUGGGGGCAUGCAACCCCAGGCCGGACCUCCGAUGUGCGGCCCUGGACCCGCUGGACCGAUGGGACCCCAUCCCCAUGGACCCCAAGGACCCGGCGUUCCUGCACAACCUCACAUGCAUAACGACCCGUUCUACUGCUCUCCCUUUGGUUCGCCCUACUACAGAUCGUUACCUGUCCCCAGGAGGCAUUCUGCUCCGUACUUUGGACAACCGGACUACCGACUCUAUGAACUCAACAAGCGAUUACAGCAGCGGACUGAGGACAGCGACAACCUCUGGUGGGACUCGUUCGCGAACGAAUUUUUCGAAGACGAUGCCACCUUUACGCUCACAUUCUGCUUAGACGAUGGACCCAAAAGAUACACAAUCGGUAGGACAUUAAUACCAAGGUACUUCCGUUCGAUAUUCGAGGGCGGAGUUACGGAACUUUACUACAACGUGAAGCACCCCAAGGAAUCUUUUCACAAUACGAGCAUAACGCUAGAUUGCGAACACUGCGUAAUGGUUACGCAUCACGGGAAACCGAUGGUUGCAAAGGUGUGUACAGAGGGAAGGUUAAUAUUGGAGUUCACUUUCGACGACCUCAUGAGGAUAAAGUCGUGGCACUUGUCCGUCCGAGGCCAUCGAGAACUUGUUCCGAGAUCGGUGGUAGGCAUGAACGUGUCGACUGCUCAACAGGAUCCUUCGGGACUAGAACAGCUCACCAAAAACAUCACCAGAAACGGAAUUACGAAUUCUACGCUUAAUUAUCUUAGGUUAUGCGUGAUAUUGGAACCGAUGCAGGAACUCAUGUCGAGGCACAAAGCGUACGCACUGUCGCCACGUGAUUGUCUGAAGACGACGCUGUUCCAGAAGUGGCAGAGGAUGGUUGCCCCGCCGGGUAAGAGAGAAUCUCAGAGGCCAACGAGUAAAAGAAGAAAGCGAAAGGGUAGUACAUCGGGACCUGGAAACACGGCUCCACCUGCACCUAGUAAAAAAAGAUCACCCGGACCAAAUUUUGCUCUCGCGUCGCAGGAUGUAAUGGUCGUUGGUGAACCGUCCCUGAUGGGUGGUGAAUUUGGUGACGAGGAUGAGAGGUUGAUAACGAGGCUCGAAAAUUCUCAAUACGACGCCGCGAACAGUCUCGAUCCUCACAGUCAUGACACGUCGGGUGGACCACCGCAACACCCCCACCAAUUUCAUUCGGAAUCAACACCGGGUAACUCUUGGCCACCGGAUCGUGGUCCAGGCCCACCACAGGGAGGACCCGGAAGUCAGGGAGUACAAGGACCUCAAGGUGGCGGAGGAGCAAGUGUACAGGGACCCCAGGAUACGAACCAGCAGCAGCAAGACAAGAAGAGCCCCGCGGUGAGCCAGUGAGGCCAGGAGUCCCCGCGGCCCUCCACCAGGGGCCGACGGGGGCGCAGGCCCAAAAACGUGGCUCCCUAGCGGGGCGAGAAUUCUAGUAUCCCGACCUCUUAUCUGACUUCAAUAACGGCCUCGCGAUAUACGUCAAAUCCCAUUGGUGUUUUACCGUCGAUCGCGUGUCACCCUGGACUCACGGUUUUACCCGAUCAACAGCAGCAACAGCAACACUCCCAACUUGGUCACGCC
Molecule: messenger RNA, 4213 nt
Organism: Venturia canescens
Lineage: Eukaryota; Metazoa; Arthropoda; Insecta; Hymenoptera; Ichneumonidae
Gene: Chi
Product: LIM domain-binding protein 2 Chi
Exons: 9
Coding region: 1661-3979 (772 amino acids)
Biological process (GO): nervous system development; negative regulation of transcription by RNA polymerase II; positive regulation of transcription by RNA polymerase II
Cellular component (GO): nucleus; transcription regulator complex
Molecular function (GO): LIM domain binding
Source: RefSeq, a predicted model, not a curated record